UUUGUAUGAAUAGAUUGCUUCUUCUCUUCGUACUUGCUCUGUUUGCUUCCGUUUCUGUUUCUGUAGAAGGAGACAAUGCACCUUCUCCUUCACCGAACUCAUCAUCUAAUCCGCCCCCGCCGGGGACGGCAUUGCCGCCCUCUCCAGCGUCUUCUCCGAAGAAAUCUCCCCCGUCUCCUAAGCAAUCCCCUGCAAAGUCUCCGGCUUUAUCGCCGCCUUCGGCAAGUCCGACCAUUUCUCCAUCUGGGUCUGCCUCGUCGCCGGCUUCAACCCCUUCCGCGGACUCCCCUUCUUCGGUGUCUCCGGCUUCCAGUCCGUCUUCGAAUGGGUCUUCUCCGGUUUCAUCCCCGCGUUCUCCUUCGCCGACGGUUGCAUCGCCUGUGGCUACCCCGGCGGCGACUCCAGUGAGCAGCCCAGUCGGGGCUCCGCCAGUGGCCGAGGGACCUUCCACCGCGGCAACUCCUGAGUCUUCUGCAAGUAUUCCUUCGAGUUCGGAAACUCCAUCGGGCUCACCAGUAACCCUUCCGUCAAGCAGAAGUUCACCGGUGAUGGCGCCGGCGAGUUCAUCUCCGGAAGCGAGUCCGGCAAGCGAUGAAUCGGGUGCAACUUCAGCAUAUGGGUUUUCGGUUAUUAUGUUUAGUGUGGGCCUUUUGUUUUGCUCCGUCCUGGUCUUGUGACUGUGAGGCAGGGCAGUUUUGGUCAUAUAUCACUCUGUUUUAUUUACUUUUUAAUAAUUGUUUUUCUGUUUGUAUUUGUUGAACAAAGUCCUUCCACUGAUUCAAGAAUACUUAUUUAUUUGAUUCAAUU
Molecule: messenger RNA, 807 nt
Organism: Neltuma alba
Lineage: Eukaryota; Viridiplantae; Streptophyta; Magnoliopsida; Fabales; Fabaceae
Product: vegetative cell wall protein gp1
Exons: 2
Coding region: 6-677 (223 amino acids)
Source: RefSeq, a predicted model, not a curated record